AGGAGGGAUUUGUCCUCGUGGUGAACAAAAUUUGUUGCACUAACCAGACCGACCUCCAGCCUGAAAUCUGAAACUGCAGAAGUAGUGUGGCUCACAGAGCAUUUGCAACUCUCUGCAGUGCGCGCUCUCUCUCUCUCUCUCUCGCUCAGUUCACUUUCGCCAGACUGGUUUCACACAUCCUCCAUCAGAGAAAACUUCAACAGACACACUUCUUCUGCUGCAGUGGAUGAUCCUGAGGGGAAACCAUGGUACCGAUGGGCCUUCAUCUGAUUGGUCUGUGUGUGGUGUUUUGCAUCAGCAGCAGCUUGGCCACACCUCUACCUUUUUACAGUAUUCUAGAAGGAAGUACAGAUGAGGAAGAUCUCAGCAUCUUAACUUCCUCUCCGCCCACCAGCAACCUUUCCUCUGAGUACCAAACCACACCUGUUGGCCCCACCCAUGUGGAAACUGACUUUCUGAAUCGAGUUGUGGACUUUCUGGAGGAGAACAUGCUCCUUAUCCUUGUUGCAGGCUCUUUCAUCCUUCUCGUCUUCCUUCUUAUCUGUGGGGCAAUUAUCAUGAGCCGCAGGCGCAAAGUCAAUGCCUAUUACCCUUCCUCUUUCCCCUCAAAAAUGUACGUGGAUCACAGGGACAAAAGCGGAGGUGCUAAAGUCUUUAAUGAAGUGCCAGAAAAAGCUGCUCCCGAGCAGGAAAGUGAGGCGGUGGACUCUCACAAGCAGCUGCAGGCAGACAUUAUGAGGGCUGCCAAGAGGCUGCGCACCCCAAAUAAAUGUGUUGAUGCUGCAGAGGGAAGUGAUCCCAGUCAGAAAGUAGCAGACCACAGUCCUGAGGACAGCUCUCAUCCAGAUGGCAGCAUCCUGGACCAGCAGCUACCAAGUCUCCCUGAGGAAAAGGGUCUGUGUGGGCUUCCUGACAGUGAAGCAUGUGCAGCUGUAACAGCAGGAGGAGGAGCAAGCCUUGAGCUCAAUCCUCCAGAGGAAGAUGAUUCACGGGAACCUUUAACUGGCAGGAGUCUGCGGCCGUCCUCUCUGCAUAUUCACAAUGACUCCGCUACACUUCAGCUGAUCGCAGGAGACAAAACUGCGUUCUAACUAUUCUGAACACUGUGACCUGAAUGUAUUGUUUUUUAACACUUUGAAUCCAUGAGUAGCAAUUUGUCAAGCAAAGAUUUAUCAAGAGAAAUGCAGAAAGCUUGCUAAAUUCCAAUCCUGUGAGUUUGUGUAUGUAUAUUCAGUGCAGGGAAAUGUUACUUCGCUUUGACUGGAUUAUCUUUCAUACCAUAUUAUAAACAUCGAGUAACUUCACUAACAUCUUGUAUAAAAUAUUUCUUUGUCAAAUACAUUUCGCUCAGUGUGCAUCUAAUUCCUUCAAUAUUCCUGCAUAGAUGUAAACAUUGUGUGGUAUGGUCCCGUGUUUAUUCAAACAGUAACUUUGCAUGUUCAAGAUUAGUAAAGUAUAGAAAAACAGACUGAGAAAUGUUUUGGUUUCAGAAUGCUUUUAUUGCUAAAUAAUCAAAUUACACUUAAACCCAGUGGACCCCUUCAUCGUUUCAAGCCACUUUGUUUCAUUGCAUAUCAAAAGUUCAGUGCUUAGGGUGCAGAUAGGAUACGGCCUUUAGCAUUAAUCCCCGUCUCCAUCACACCACUCAAACUAAACUCUCCCCAAGCACAAAAUCUUAAAAUAUAACAAUCUCAAAAAUAAGGCUCACCUUUGUACCGA
Anarrhichthys ocellatus (wolf-eel) is the source of this 1719-nucleotide messenger RNA. It is a transcript of the gene tmem119b, whose product is annotated as transmembrane protein 119b. Gene Ontology annotation, cellular component: plasma membrane. The transcript is spliced from 2 exons. NCBI's taxonomy places the organism in Eukaryota, Metazoa, Chordata, Actinopteri, Perciformes, Anarhichadidae. The record is from RefSeq and is a predicted model, not a curated record. Gene Ontology annotation, biological process: positive regulation of osteoblast proliferation; ossification; positive regulation of bone mineralization. Bases 246 to 1091 code for a protein of 281 amino acids.